Sclerotinia sclerotiorum 1980 UF-70 is the source of this 417-nucleotide messenger RNA. RefSeq lists its product as hypothetical. The transcript has a single exon. The coding region runs from base 1 to 417 and encodes 138 amino acids. The record is from RefSeq and is a predicted model, not a curated record. Lineage: Eukaryota; Fungi; Ascomycota; Leotiomycetes; Helotiales; Sclerotiniaceae.
AUGUACAGAGGUGGUCAAACCUCGCCAACCCUUCAUGGACCCCAAACACCCCGACACUCGCAAACAUUUUUUGGGGCUGGUCCAAUGAACGGUAAACCCGCUUCUCGCCAUACAUCUCUAAGUAAUGUUCCCACAGUGGGUAAUUUCUCGGGACUCAGGAGCGAAACUAGUAGUAUAAGCGGAGAUAGCGGUGAGGUCAGCACACCGCCUAGUACUUAUAGUCCUCCGCGAAAGGAAGCGAGAAAAUUCGCCGGAAACAAACCCAAGCCGUUACAAUUGGUCCAGGAUAAAGAAGAAGAGGAGAAGAAGGCUAAGAGAGGAAGUUGGAUGGGUUGGGCUUUUGGUGGUGCAGCUGCUCAGAAGAAAGAGGAGAGUGCAGGGGCUGGGGCACCAAGUGAAGAUCCAAUUAUUGAAUAA